Hibiscus syriacus is the source of this 2641-nucleotide messenger RNA. RefSeq names its product zinc finger CCCH domain-containing protein 66-like. The record is from RefSeq and is a predicted model, not a curated record. Gene Ontology annotation, molecular function: metal ion binding; protein binding. NCBI's taxonomy places the organism in Eukaryota, Viridiplantae, Streptophyta, Magnoliopsida, Malvales, Malvaceae.
UAAGCUCGGGUUUGAACUUUCAAGUUUAAAACACACAAAGGUUGUUUUUUUCCCUUUCCAGAAACCUCAAAGAGACAUUCUGGGUUUCUGUUCUUGUCCUCAAAAUUUUGUGUGUUCGAAGAGAAGAUAAAUUUCCAUGUGCAGUUGUCCAAAGAGGAAGGCAACUCAAAGUGGUUUAAUCAUGGAGGGCGAAUCUGGUAAAGAAGAUGGUGUUUCACAAAAGUUAUCGGGUUUGUUGGAAUUUUCGGCUUCAAAUGAUUUGAUUGCCUUUAAAACUGCUGUUGAAGAAGAGGGUCAUGAUAUCGAUGAGCCAAGCUUGUGGUACGGAAGGCGAUUGGGUUUGAAGAAGAUGGGGUUUGAAGAAAUGACACCUCUUUUGAUUGCUUCCUUGUUUGGGAGCAGGGAUGUGGUGAAUUAUAUUGUUGAAAGUGGACGUGUUGAUGUUAACAGGGCUUGUGGUUCGGAUGGGACCACGGCUCUCCACUGUGCAGUUGCUGGUGGCUCCUUUGAUUCCGCUGAGGUUGUCAAAACCUUGCUUCAUGCUUCUGCUGAUGUCGAUUCUCUUGAUGCUAAUGGUAACCGGCCUGGUGAUUUGAUUGCUCCCAUUUGUAACUCGACUUUUGGCUUGAGAAAGAAGGUGUUGGAGUCUUUGUUGAAAGGAAGUGACAGUGUUAGUGAGAUAGACAGCUUGCCUGCUCAGUUAGGAAAUGAAAUGGGAGGGAUGGAGGAGCAAGAGUACACCACGGCCCGAGUUUCAAAAGAUGGGACUGAGAAGAAAGAGUAUCCCGUUGAUCUUACUCUUCCGGACAUUAAGAAUGGAAUUUAUGGUACGGACGAGUUUAGAAUGUAUACCUUCAAGGUCAAGCCUUGUUCGAGGGCCUAUUCUCAUGAUUGGACUGAGUGCCCCUUUGUUCACCCUGGGGAGAAUGCAAGGAGGCGUGAUCCUAGGAAAUAUCAUUAUAGUUGUGUCCCUUGCCCUGAAUUUCGUAAGGGAUCUUGUAGGCAAGGUGAUAACUGUGAGUAUGCUCAUGGUAUUUUCGAGUGCUGGCUUCAUCCUGCUCAGUACCGAACUCGUUUAUGCAAGGAUGAGACUAAUUGCACGAGGAGGGUUUGUUUCUUUGCUCACAAGCCUGAGGAGCUUCGUCCCUUGUAUGCUUCAACAGGUUCAGCAGUGCCUUCGCCGAGAUCUUACUUGGCUACUAGUUCUUCACUGGACAUGGGUUCCCUGAGCCCACUUGCACUUGGCUCCCCAUCUGUUAUGAUACCUCCGACGUCAACUCCGCCCUUGACCCCAUCUGGUGCCUCUUCUCCUAUGGCUGGAUCAAUGUGGCCAAAUCAGUCAAAUAUCAUGCCUCCUACAUUGCAGCUUCCUGGUAGUAGAUUGAAAACUACUAUUAGUGCUCGGGAUAUGGAUUUAGACAUGGAACUAUUGGGCCUGGAAAGUCAUCGUCGCCGCCAGCAGCAGCAGUUGAUUGAUGAGAUGUUCGGCCUUUCCUCCCCAACCAGCUGGAACAAUUCUACAGCGUUUUUUGCCUCUGGUGACCGAACUAGUGAGCUAAACAGGUUUGGAGGGGUGAAGCCGACUAACCUUGAAGACUUUUUUGGAUCUCCUGAUCCUAGUAUUAUGUCACAAAUACAAGGACUCUCACUUGAUGCUUCAGCAUCUCAGCUGCAAUCUCCCAACGGAGUUCAUACGCCCCAGAAUAUUAAUCAGCAGCUCCGCACUAGCUACCCAUCAAAUCUGCCAUCCUCUCCCUUGAGGGCAUCUGCAUCCUUUGUUGAUCCAUCUGGGCCAUCUGCAGCGGCAGUUUUAAGUUCAAGGUCGGCUGCCUUUGCAAAGCGGAGCCAGAGCUUUGUUGAGCGUACUGCUGUAAACCGUCAUUCAGGGCUUUCUUCACCGGCUUCUUCAUUAAGUGCGAUGACAUCUAACCUAUCAGAUUGGGUUUCCCCUGAUGGUAAACUAGACUGGGGCAUACAUGGAGAAGAGCUAAACAAACUAAGAAAAUCUGCUUCCUUUGGGUUCCGAAGCAGUGGAAGCAAUUUGGGAAAUGCACCUCGCGCUAUAUCACCGACUCCUGAUGAGCCUGAUGUGUCUUGGGUGCAGUCUCUCGUAGUUGACCCUCCUCUUGCUGGGCAGUUAAGUUUUGACGACGAGCAGCAGUGUCACCGUAACAACAACAACAACGGAGGUGCUGAAAUGCUCCCGUCCUGGGUGGAGCAAUUGUACAUGGAGCAGAAACAGAUGGUGGCCUAAAAGCAAAGCUAUCCCAACCAUUAUCUCCCAAGUUAACCUUUAACUACUUUUUCUUUUUCCCCCUUUUUUUAUUACUUUUCAUCAAUAUUCAGCGUUUAUAAUUGGAAUGAAAUGGACCAGGAGAGAAUACAAGGUGAGCAGAGAACAAAAGGUGCCUGCCAUAACUGCUCUUAGGUUCUAAAGAAUAAUUAUCUGUUAUUCUUUUUAGUCACAGGAUUCGGUUUGCUUCUUCGCACGGGUCCUUAUUUCAUCCCCAAAGCCGAAGAGGGUAGAAUUAGGCCAAUGGUUUCAGGGUUACAUUCAUUUCAAUCUGCAAAUGAUUAUUUAGUAUAUUUUCAGUUGGUGGGGAGAAAUGUUGUUCACAUUUUAUGUACCAAAAAACUAGUG